CUGUGAACUGAUAUUUCCACCCAUUACGUGCGUAUAUGUGCGUUACACUUUCUCGCGCUCUCAAAUGAAGACAAAACAAUGUAUAAAUGAAUUUGAAAACACAAAUAUUAAUGAUUUUUUCUUCGAUUGCAUAUACUUGUAUGCACUUUCAUGGAUCAAUGGAAUUUUAGUCUUGAAUUGAAGUUCAAUAAUGUCGCAUCUCAUCGAAUUUGAAGAACGUGAAAGUGCAUUUCAGAAUAGAUUGCACACUUUUGGCAUUAUAAAUCGUGGACAUAAAGAAAUCGAAGAUUUUUUUGAAGAUGCAUUUUUCUAUUUUGAUUCUAAUGUUAAAUCUAUUUUGGAUGAUCAUUAUCUAAUUAAAGUAUCAGUGUGUUUACAUGCAAUAUUUGAAAAGAAAGUUAUGACAAGUGAUGGUGUAGAGGAAUGUGUCACGCAGCCAAUGUAUCUCCAUACAAAUAUGGAAAUAGUAGAUUUUGAAACUGAACUAAAACAAUUCUACGACGAAUAUAUUGUAACUGUUGUUCAAAAUAGAAUAAGUGAAAUCGAAUUACGGGGUAGCGGUUUUACAUUGAAAGAAAUCAUUGAUAUGGAAACACAAACGAGCAGCUACGAUCCGUAUAACGGUGCUUCAUACAUGAAGUUGCCGAAAAAACUUGAGAACAAAAAAGCCAUUAUUAAUGUGCAAAAUAAGGAUGAGAAAUGCUUUAUGUACGCCAUACUAUCAGCGCUUCAUUCAGAUUUGAAAAAUCCUCAACGUGUGAAAACUUAUAAAAAUUAUCUGAAUGAACUGAAUUUUGAGGGCUUAAAUUUCCCCAUCGGCUUAAAAGAGUUAAAAAAAUUUGAACAACAAAAUUCAACGAUAUCAGUGAACGUAUAUAUGUGGAGCGAAAAAAAUGAAAAAGUACGCCCCUUGCGUUUAACAAAAAAUGUAAAAGCCAAUCAUGUGCACUUGUUGUUGUUAUCAAAAAAUGUUGGUGAUACCGAUGGGGUGAAAACACAUUAUUGUUGGAUAAAAAAUUUGAGUGCGUUAAUAGGCAAACAAAUUUCGAAAAAUUGCCGCAAAAAACUAUUCUGUGACAGAUGUUUGAACCAUUUUGUCUGUUUCCAAGCACUUGAGCAGCACAAGAUGGCAUGCAUGAACCAAAACGAAUGCCAAAUCAUCAUGCCUAUUCCAGGGGUAAACGACUCGAUUCAAUUUGUUAAUUUUCAAAAACAGAUACCAGUCGAAUUCGUUGUUUAUGCUGACGUUGAAUCGGUUUUACGAACACCAAAUGAUGAUGAAAAACCAUUCGAUAGCGAAAAAACUGAGACCAAUCAAAAACAUGAUGUGUUUAGUAUUGGUUAUUUCUGUGCUGCCGAUUAUGGUGAAUCAAAAUAUCAUUUCAAUCGGGGAGCGAAUUGUAUUGAGUGGUUUGUGAAUGAGAUGGAAAAUCUCGGACAUGCUGCAAGCGCAGUAUUAUCACGAAAAGUCCCCAUGAGAUUGAGUGAUGAAGAACAAGUACUUUUUAUAUGGAGUGAUGAUUGUCACAUCUGUGGAAAAAAUAUCUACAAUGAAGAUGAUAAGGUGCGUGAUCACUGCCAUAGGACCGGUGAAUUUCGCGGGGCUGCACAUAGUAAAUGCAAUCUUAAAUACCAACGAGCUAAACACAUAACUGUGGUAUUUCAUAACUUAUCAAAUUAUGAUUCACACUUCAUCAUAAAAGCAUUCACCCAAAACAUAGAUGGUGAAGUUUCGGUGAUACCACGCAACGAUGAAGUGUAUAUUUCAUUUUCAAAACAUAUUGAUUCAACGCGAAACAAAGUUGAAGGAUUCUGCGGUGUAAAAUUGCGUUUCAUCGACUCUUUACGUUUUAUGCGUUCGUCAUUGGAUUAUUUAGCAUCAACACUCCCAUUGGAAAAGAAAAAAAUUCUACGAGCUGAAUUCAAAGAUUUGAACGAUGAGAAAAUGAGGCUGCUCCAGCGGAAAGGUGUUUUUUGCUAUGAUUAUCUCGACUCAGUUGAAAAGUUGAAUGAAACAUCUCUACCACCGAAAGAAAAAUUCUUUAACACGCUAAACAAUUCUGGUAUAACCGAUGAAGAAUAUGCACAUGCUGAAAAGGUUUGGGAAACAUUCAACAUUAAAACAUUGGGUGAAUACUCCGAUUUAUAUUUAAAAACGGACAUUUUGUUGCUUGCUGAUAUAUUUGAAAAUUUUCGAGACAAAUGCUUUUCAAUAUAUCAACUUGACCCAGCCCACUAUUUCACAGCACCUGGGUUAUCGUUUGAUGCCAUGCUAAAGCAAACAAAAGUCGAACUCGAUCUCAUAACUGAUGUUGAUAUGUUGUUAUUUAUCGAACGCGGGAUUCGCGGUGGGAUUAGCCAAUGUAGCAAAAGGUACGCACGAGCCAACAACAAGUACACUGAAAACCAUGAUCCAGAGCUUGAGUCCAAUUUUUUAAUGUAUUUAGAUGCCAAUAAUUUGUAUGGAUGGAGCAUGCUACAAUAUCUGCCUCAUAGCGAUUUCAGAUGGAACCAUGAAGAGUUCACAGCGGCCGACAUCAUGGCAUUACGAGAUGAUUCAUGCAUGGGGUACAUCUUUGAAGUAGAUCUAGAAUACCCACAACAUCUGCAUGACACCCAUAAAGACUACCCAUUUUGCUGUGAAAACAAAACGGAUGUUGAAAUGCGCAUUGAAACAUGGUUUAGUUUUGAAAAAAGUGCACAAAGUACUACAAUUCAAGCAAUCGCAAUGGCUCAAGCCAUACAUUGA
Messenger RNA from Contarinia nasturtii (swede midge), 2749 nucleotides. RefSeq lists its product as uncharacterized. Gene Ontology annotation, molecular function: nucleic acid binding. The transcript has 2 exons. The coding region runs from base 191 to 2749 and encodes 852 amino acids. NCBI's taxonomy places the organism in Eukaryota, Metazoa, Arthropoda, Insecta, Diptera, Cecidomyiidae. The record is from RefSeq and is a predicted model, not a curated record.